Nomia melanderi (Alkali bee) is the source of this 3834-nucleotide messenger RNA. Lineage: Eukaryota; Metazoa; Arthropoda; Insecta; Hymenoptera; Halictidae. The record is from RefSeq and is a predicted model, not a curated record.
ACGCAGUAUUACUUAAAGUUUUUCAGUAACGUUUCCCUCGGCAAAGAAUGUAAAAAGUAUUGCACGGAUAUCGAUACAAUAUUAAAUCGAUGCAUCGAGACGGAGGUGUCGAUGCGUAAUCAACAUCGAAUAAAAUAUGUUCGAAUCGGAUUCAGACAAGUGGCUUGAGACAGGUGUAUCGAUGUCCUUUGGCGUAUCGAUAUAUUGUUUGCAUACUUACUUGCAAGGCAAGAAGCUACUACCUUGGAUGUAUGCAGUGGAGUGCAGCCCCUCCAACUCGAGUUCUCGUUGCAACGUUCUCCGGUUUCCUCAAUCACGUUUUUUUCUCGUGUGCUGAAUAAUGCUUUUAUAGUGAGACCGUUUCUAAGAAUGUUAACUUUAUUUCAUGACUGCUUACGAUAAGAAUGGGAGUGAGUAUUCCGACCACUGCAAAGCCAUGAAGAUGAGCUUUUCUUUAUCAUCGCUUCAGCCACUCGGUCACGGCUUAGACAAGCAUGGCCAAGUGGGAAUGGCGAUAGAAAGACCAUACAACAGCCUCACAAAGAAACGGAAAGAUCCUAAGCAAUUUUCUAAUCAGCGUUUGUGGACAAAUCGAGAAGACUGCAAAGAUGACUUUUGGGCAGCAAUACGAUCUAAUUAUGAUUAUAUUAUGAGUACUAAUUUAAUAGAUAGUUGUAAGGAAGCCAACGGUGAAUUAAUAUGGGAUGAGACUGAUGUAUCUACACAAUCCUGGAGUCUAAAAGAAGUUAGCAGUCAGUUCUCAGAAUUAUAUUCAUGGUUAUCAGUUCUUCAAGAAUUAGUUUAUUCUAAAGAAGAAAAUCUGCUAGAUAAAAGUCUGCGUGCGGCUCACAUGGAGGAGCUGCGACGUAGGGCUUACAGAAGAAAGUUAUUUAAUGAACAAGCUGGAAAAUUAGUGUCACGUGCCCCUGCUUUAAAAGAUGAAGUAGCGUGGCGUGUUGACCAUUUGAAUGCAAAAUGGGAAUUAGUAGAACAAAUUAUGGCACCUGUUGAGCGGCCAAUAUCCAAUCAACAGGACAUAUCAGCAGAUUUUGAACAUGAAGUAAAGUGUUUGAGAAAAUGGCUUCGUGAGAUGGAAUCUCGUCUUCAACCUUUGAGUUUUCACAUAGAUUGGACUUUAGCAGAAUUGGAGGAAAAAGCAGUGGAACACAUGUUUAAAAUUAAAAUGUUUAAGUAUAUGUAUUUCGUGGAAAUAAUACUGCAGAUUGAUGAUACGUGAUUUGAUACAUUUCGUCCUAAAUAAAUCAAAGAAAGUUUUUAUAGGAUGAGAUGAAAAAAAUGCUACGAUAUUAAAUGAAAUAAUUGAAUGCGUAUAUAUUCAUCGGAAGACUCAUUAACACAACGAAUCGAUUUAUAUACGUUUAUCCUUUCCGUUUGUAAAGCCGGAAACACGUCUUUACUGUUAACGGAAACGGACGACAGCUGACACUUAAACAGGCGUACAGUAUGAAUGAUAGUAAUAGUAAAUAAUUACUUCUAUCAUGCUUGAAAUACAUAACUAGCAUAGGUCUUUCCGAACGAUUCAAGCAGACGUAGAUCAUAAAUUAUUAAUACCUGUGAUUUUUGCAGCGAUUUCUUGUUCGCGAUGUUGUAAUUCUGUUGCAAAAACUGCAAAAUUAUUUAAUACUUUCCCCGAGACGAGACGUUACACUGUACGUUCAGUUUCAGCCCGAUUGUCUUUCUACUCCUUGUUGUGUGACUGGGUGGGCGUCAAGAACUCGACUCGUUCGUGUUGGUUCCGUAUCUUUCUACCGAGUUCUCUGUCUUCUUCUUUCUCUCGUUCUCUCCCUCCUUAAUUGCAUCUCGACACAAAACAUGAUACGUGCCGGACAAUCAUAUGUACAACUAUAGUAUUAUCUAGUAUAAUGUACAUAGUAAUAUUUUAACAAUUUUCGUUCUCCACAUUUUCAUGUGGAAUUUAGUUCCUCAGGAUGAAAAUUGCUGUAUUCAGCAAUUUCGUUUUAACUUGAUUUCCCAGUUGUAGUUUAUCCAGUGUAUCAUGUAAAACAUUGUGAAUUUAUAAUUAUACUGUGGAAACACGUGUCUGAGUAGAAAAUAAUUGAUCAAGCGUAAACUAUAAAUAAUAAAAAUUGUUAUAUGUAUUAGAGGUAAAAAUAGUUUAGGUAAUAGAAUUAAACGAGUAUAAAAAAUGGAUUAGUUGUAAUUAGAUAAGAUAAUAAAACAAUAACAAAAGUAAGUGAUUUUUUUAAGAUUCUAAACGGAAUAUAUAGUAUAAUAUAAUUAUUUCGAUCUAAUGAAAUUGGCUGGGCCAAAUAUUAAAUAGCAAAUGAAUUACAGUAAAAUCAUUAUAACUAAAUUCUUAGAAUUAAAACAUGUUUUUACCUGCAGUUGAAUUUAUUUGUGUUACAACUUAACAGACUGUAUGUUUAGAAGUUAAUAGAGGAUGUGAACUAAAAUGUUUUUGAACGAAGCACCGUUUUAGUAUAAAUUUAAAUCGAUUUACACCAGUACAUAUCGUAAAAAUCAAUGUAAUACAUUCCAGUAUACAUAUUGAUUACGUUUGAGUACAUAAAAUACAUACAUAAUGGUUUAUGAAUGAAAGAACUACUGUAACUAUCUUCAUAUGUUUCAUUCAUAUGUUCACGAAGCGUAAAUUUAUUUUACACGUGUGUGUAUUCUUCAUUUCUUUUUAAUCUCAGAAUUUUUAGGACAAAUUUAUAAUUGAAAAAAAGUUUAUAAUCUGUUUUCUAUUCAUUUUCCUAAAAUUGUAUAGAAUUUAUGUGUUCAGUAUAUAAUGUGUGUAACUUUUUCGUUUUAUCAUUAUUCCGACUUAUGUCUUUCGUAUAUUUUUUGUUAUAAUUGUACAUGUAAUGUAACAUAUUUUUUAGUAAAUGCAAUAUACUUUCGAGUAAUUUGCAAAGUUUCGUGAUUCUAUAAAAACAGAUUUGUGGAACGGGAAACGCGAGCCUUGUAAUCAGUUUUACUUUGAAUAGAGCGAUCUAUUAACUGUAUACUAUACUCUAUUGAAUAACCUGUAAUUUAGCGGACCGUUAUUGUCGUCGCAGAGUUAUAGUUAUAUAUUGUCUUCUUCCUUCUAACUGAACUAUUGUAUACUUGUUACUAGAUAUUUUAUACUUACUAAGAGGUACAUUUCAUGUAAAUUCAAUAUUUGUAAUAUUAAUGCAUAUUUCAUAUAUUAGUUGAAACUAGUUAUUAGUAAUUUUAAAGCUGUUGCUUAAAAUUGUACAUUUUAUUCGAUGAUUUGAGAAAAUAUUCCUUUUCUCUAAUUUCUGUUUUGAAUUUGUUAUUAAAUUCGCUAAUAUGGAAAUUUUAAAAAAUAAUUAACUUUAGAGAUAUCUUGUAUUACAAAGAAAACGUGUAUCAAUUGUACAAUUUCUCUGCAAAGUCUGUAAAAUGUUCUGUAGUUAAAUCGGUGAUCAAUAAUAAUAAGCGGAAGUAUCCGGUGAAUAAUUUAAUUUUAGCACCCCAAGCCGGUGCGAAUAAAUUUGUUUAUGCCUAGUUCGUUGCUCUCUAACAAGAGCACGUGGCACGCGUGUUUGUUUUAAGGAAAUUCCACGGAAUUCGUUGGAAAUUCUAAAAUUGUUUGAGAUUCGUGUUUCAAACACUCCGUAGUCUAUAAAUUGAUUUCGGCCAGCGAGCGUAAAAAAGUAGUGAAGGUUGAAACGCUCUGCAAUCGCGUUACGCAAUGUGCUGCACGCAAUGUUACAGUGAAAGCUGUAAAAAGGCUAGAUUCAGAAAUUUAGUUCAAUUCUGUAGAUCCAUGGAACUUAUUUUUCUUUGAAUGUGUCUUAAAUACUCUAUAAUACUCAAAACAUUUAUUUCACUUUCUUAAUC